AUCCUUCUCUCUCCCUUCCCUUCUCUCUCCUGUUGCAGUCUUCAGUCUAAAAAGCUCACUUUUUUUUAGCUGGGACAGGCCAUUUCUGUUCUGGGUUUAAUCUGAAAUUUUCUCAUUUUUUUUCUCUGAGCCCAUUUUUUCCCUCACAAAUUAGCUUCACAUUUCCACACUUUCCCAAUGAGUCUCUGAUCCCACUUUCCUGCAUUGGUUCUAUAAACCUGGGAUCAAUCCUCCCCAACCCACUUCCCUGUAAAGAUGAAGUCUUCAACUCGGCUGGACUCGGCUCUGUUCCAACUCACCCCAACUCGGACCAGGUGCGAUCUGGUUAUAUCCGCAAAUGGAAUGAUGGAGAAAAUAGCUUCUGGUUUGUUGAAUCCGUUUCUGUCCCACUUGAAGACUGCGCAAGAACAAAUGGCCAAGGGUGGUUAUUCAAUUAUUCUUGAGCCAGAGAGCAGUGAUGCAGCAUGGUUCACAAAGAGAACGGUCCAAAGGUUUGUUCGCUUUGUGAGCACCCCAGAGGUCUUGGAACGGGUGUACACUUUAGAAUCUGAGAUUUUACAGAUUGAAGAGGCAAUUGCAAUUCAAGGAAAUAAUGACACGGGACUUAAUCAUGUAGAGGACAAUCAUGGAAAACCCGUAGAUAGCUUUGAAGGAAACAAGCCUUUGCUAGAUGCUAGUGAAGAGAAAGCAAUUGUCCUUUACCAGCCUGAUGGUCAACCUGAAGCAAAUGGAUUCACUGCACAAGAGGCAAAUUCAAAAGUUCAUCUUUUAAAAGUCCUGGAGACACGCAGAACUAUGCUGCAGAAAGAGCAAGGUAUGGCUUUUGCACGUGCUGUAGCCGCAGGUUUUGACGUUGAUCAUUUGCCACCAUUGAUAUCAUUUGCUGAAUGGUUUGGAGCUUCACGCUUAACGGACGCUUGUAGAAGAUUUAAGGAACUGUGGAAAAGAAAGCAUGAAACUGGGCAAUGGCUUGAAAUUGAAGCAGCUGAAGCAAUGGCUAACAGAUCAGAAUUCUCUGCCAUUAAUGCAUCGGGCAUAAUGCUUUCGAGUGCAACCAACCAACAAGUAACUGCAGAAGAAAAGCCUACUGCAGAGCAUCAACCACCAUUAAGCCACCAGGAACACUUUCCGGGCCAGUAUCCCCAUCAGAUGUACCCUCCUUGGCCUGUUCAGUCUUCUCCAGGUGCAUUACCAGUGUAUCCACCAUAUCCUAUGCAAGGCAUGCCUUAUUUUCAGAAUUACCCAGGAAAUAGCCCAUUUUUUCAGCCGCCUUAUCAGAUAGUAGAGGAUCCUAAACUCAAUCAAGGUCAAAGAAUACAGAAAAGGCACUCCAUGGAUAGCAGUAAUGGAAAUAUUGAAUCAAAUGAUGUGGAAUUAGAAAAGGAUUUUUCAAAAAGUCAAGAAUCAAGAAAGAAGGCUAGCCGCUCAGGUAAAAAACAAUCUGGCAGGGUUGUCGUUCGGAACUUAAAUUACAUCACCGCAAAGGGAAAAAACUCUUCAGAUAGUGACUCAGCUAGUGACUCUCAAACUGAUGAGGACAAUGGAGAUUUUGAGGGUGGCAUUCCUGAGAUGAAGGUUACACACUCUCAUAAAUCCUCAAAAAGGAAAGAAACUGUUCUUAUGGAGGGAGAUGAAGGGAACUGGCAGGCAUUUCAGAAUUUCUUACUCAGAGAUCCUGAUGAAGACAGACGCGAGCUUGACCAAGGCAUGUUUUCCAUGGAAAAGAAGGGUCAACUGAAAAGGCGACAAAAUAACCUGGGGGAUGAUCCUUUAGUUUCUGGUGGUCGAGAUAGGGGAGAAAUUCAAGAAGGAAGUACAACAGAUAUUAAUAAAUUUAGUGGAAAUGUUACCCACAUGCAAAAGUCAUCAAAUGAUAAAAUGUUGAUAUCUGCAAGAAAUGAUCAGUUGAUUCAUGGUAAUGGUCAAAUGGAUUUACGGUCUACAGAAAUAGAUGGCAUAAGGGGUAAUUAUAGAAGGACUGCCAGUGACGAUUUUAUGAUUCAUGGACAUAAUAACCAGUCAGGUUUUACAAGUUCUCCCUCGGAUCCGCUUGCUAUAAAUGGAUUUGAUCGUGCAACCAAUGGUUUGGAUAGGAGGUCAUCUCACAACAUGGAUGAUGAUUCAUACAUAAUUCCAUUGAGGUCAAUUUCACUAGAUCAUCUCGAAAACAAUGACAGAAAUGCUAUCGACAUGGGCUCUGAGUUCCCAUCAGCAGCUCAGGUGGAAAACUCACAAGUUAACUAUGAGCCAGAUGAAUUGACUUUAAUGCCUGAGCGUGGUGCAGAAAAGGGUUCAACAGGCUACGACCCUGCUUUAGAUUAUGAAAUGCAAGGUGCUUCUCUGGAUAAGAAACAUAAGGAAGUGAUGAGUGAAAACAAGCAAGGGUCUAAGAAGCCUGACAAGGACAAGAAAUCAAAAAUGGUUUCAGAUACUUCAGAUAAGAAGAUUGGAGGACCAAUAAGGAGAGGAAAGCCCUCAAAACUUAGUCCUUUGGAUGAAGCUCGAGCACGUGCUGAGAAACUAAGAAGCUUUAAAGCCGAUCUUCAGAAAAUGAAGAAAGAAAAGGAAGAAGAAGAGAUGAAACGGCUGGAAGCCUUAAAGAUACAGAGGCAAAAGAGGAUUGCUGCUCGAGGUGGUACCAUCCCUGCAAUAUCACCAUUGCCCUCGCUGCAAACCAGGAAACAAGGGCCGACAAAACCAUCUCCAAGCACACACAGAGGAUCAAAGUUUCGUGAUUCUGAGCCAGGGUCAUCAUCUCCUUUGCAAAGGAUGCCCAUCAAAACUGGCUCUAUGGGCUCUGCCGAUUCUCACAAAACCUCCAAAUCCAGCAAACUGAGUACUGGAAACCACUCUGCUGUACACAGGUUAACCCGGUCUGUAUCUUCAUUGCCUGAACAAAAGAAAGACAUUGCUGGUGUUGCAAGUAAUCCUGAACAAAAGAAAGACAUCGCUGGUGUUGCAAGUAAUCCUGAACAAAAGAAAGACAUAGCUGGUGUUGCAAGUAAUGCUAAGCUAUCCAUGGCACGGAUUCGAAGGUUAUCAGAGCCUAAGGUGACUAACGGCCAUCAUGUUUCUUCAGUGAAGCUGCGGAGUACUGUAACAGUAUCAAAGCCAAAAGUUUCUGAUGGGCAUGAGAGCAAGAAAAUAUCUGCUAUCGUGAAUUAUGACAAAAGCAAGGCUGCUACUCUCCCAGAAUUGAAAAUCAGGACACCCAAGGGACCUGAUGCUGCCCAGAGCACAUCAACGACUAAAGGAGUGACACAGAAAGAUGAUUCUGUGAAGUCUACCUCUGAAGGUGGUCAACCGAAGGGGAAUGAUGACAAAAUUUCACACCAUAGUGAUCGGGAUGACAACUUAGUAAUUGAGAAAACUCUCGUGAUGCUUGAGAAACCUUCCAUUCCCAUUGUACAUGCAGAAGAAACUUUGAGGGAUGCGAAGGGACAGAAUAUUAAGGAGAAGACAGAGGUGUCAGAGUAUGCUGCUAUUCGGGCACCAGUUUCACCACUAACGAUUGAUACAUUCAAUAGAGAACCUGCUCGUGACCUAUUACAGCAGCAACUUCAGUCUCAUGAGGUUACUACGAGUAAUAUGGAGAAGGAAUCGGCAAAGUUUUCAAGCAAUAGCACUGCUGCAAAACCAUAUCAAGCCCCUUAUGUGCGAGUUCCUUCUCUGGCAGGUCCAUGUACUCAGAAUCCUGAGUACGGAAAAGCACCCACAAACUUAAAGACUGUGGCAAUAGGCACAGUGACCAUAAAAGCACCUGUACCUGAGUCUAGUAACCUUGAAAAGAUUCCAGAAGCAUUUGAAAAGCCUCAGGCAAAGGAAUCAUUAAAAGGGUUCAGACGGCUGUUAAAGUUUGGGAUGAAGAACCAUGGCUCAUCAUCAGGUGAACGUAAUGUUGAAUCAGAUAACGUCAGCAUGAAUGGUACUGAGGCAGGUGAUAAUGGGACAAACAUUGUUUCUUCUAGUGAAGUCCUUACAUUAAAGAAUCUGAUAUCACAAGAUGAAACUCCAAAUCCCAGCUCUACACAAAAGUCUUCUCGCCAUUUCUCCUUGUUGUCACCAUUCAAAAGAAAGACUAGCGAGAAGAAGCUGACAACGUGACGAUGUGAAUGCUUGCGAAAUUGAAGACAGAAGCAACAAGGUUUCUCUUAUUUAUGCAGCACUUGGCUGCAAUCUGAGUCAUAAAAGCUCUACAGAUUUCCUCUCCUGUAUGUUUAAAAGGAAAAUCUUAGUUUUGAUGUUGUCUAACUUGUCUUUGUACAUUCAUAUUAGUUUGUUAGCGUUGCAUGCCGAAUUCGUUUGUAGCGCUCCUCUGCGUAAUUUGCAACCUCAACGAUGAUUGUUGUUGGACAUAGUUUAUUGUGGAUGGGAUUGAUCUCGGGUUCGUGGAUGUCACAGAGAGGGAGAAUGCACAAAAAUAGAGUUUCCACAACUGAGAAGUGGCUUGUGAUUUUCUCUUAGAUUUCAAGUUUCGACCGAGACAGGGUUGCAAAGAUCCCAAAUAGAAUUGCUCCUUGAUGCAAAAUUUGUUACAUUAUUUGUCACUUUUAAACUCCUAGUCAUGUUUUUCCUUGGUUGAA
Pyrus x bretschneideri (Chinese white pear) is the source of this 4583-nucleotide messenger RNA. RefSeq names its product COP1-interacting protein 7. The transcript is spliced from 13 exons. The coding region runs from base 256 to 4104 and encodes 1282 amino acids. The record is from RefSeq and is a predicted model, not a curated record. NCBI's taxonomy places the organism in Eukaryota, Viridiplantae, Streptophyta, Magnoliopsida, Rosales, Rosaceae.